Molecule: messenger RNA, 1045 nt
Organism: Hyalella azteca
Lineage: Eukaryota; Metazoa; Arthropoda; Malacostraca; Amphipoda; Hyalellidae
Exons: 4
Coding region: 32-478 (148 amino acids)
Source: RefSeq, a predicted model, not a curated record
CGGAUGCAAGGUGUACGCGUUUGACCCGACAAUGGGGCAGCCAGCCCAUCUCAGAGGGCACGACAUCCACUUCCAACCGUGGGGAUUAGGGACUGUUAAGGGGGCUACUGAGAAACUACCGGCUUUCACCUACCGGGAAAUCCUGAAGAAGAUCGGAGAAGAAGAAAGCGUUAUCGACUACCUCAAGAUGGACAUCGAAGGCGCUGAGCUGGAGUUCUUCAACGACGUUCUUACCGACGAUGUCGAGUUACUGGCCAACGUCAAGCAGAUAGGCAUGGAGAUCCACCCAGCUGAGUCAACGACUUAUAGAGACGAAAUCUGGCGUCAAGUUGAACGGCUACGCUACUUCAACUUUUCUCAAGUCUUCAGUCAGCUCAACUCGGUCAAAUCCAACCUACGCCAGUUCGAGAAUAAAACAGUUUCAUGUUGCUAUGAAAUUCUCUGGGUUAACGAAAAGUUCCGGAAGAAGAAUGUUUAAAGAAGUAUAUUAUCUCAUGAAGGAUAUUUAAACUUGAAAUUUAGACUGCAAUUCCACCUUCAUUUUAUUUUUUGCACCUUCCGCCUUCAUUUUGUUUGGUCCUAAUGGCAUUGAAACAAACAACACAACAACGGUAACAUAGCAACUGACAACAUCAACAACGCCAUCAACAACAUCACAAUCAACAACAAAAACAUCAACAUCAACGCAUUCACCGAUCAACCACAUAAACCAACAUUAUACUACAUACUUUUGAUUUAUUCGCGAAUUUGCUUGUGGUAUUUGUAAGUAAAAAGUUCUUUCGAAUUUGUAAUUGAUUUGCAUUUUUCCUGGCGUCUCAUUAGAACUAAUAAAAUUUAUAGAUAAAGGUAACAGGGAAAAAGCCAUUCUAAUUAGCUCAUGAAAAGAGCUUAUUAGAAUUAUUUCUUUGGUGUCAUUCUAAUUCAAGACUAGCAUGAGUGAAAUCAAAAUGAAUUUUUGAGUUAUCAAUCAUGUCUAACAAUGAAGUCUAGCCUCAAUUUUAUGGUAUAAGAUUGCAAAAUUUGUUCGAUAUUUGAAGAGAACACU